AUGAACCCAAUAAUAUCGAAUGAGCUCCUCAUAUCGCUAGUUCAAUUUGAACCAGCUGUGUGGGACCAGAGAUCCGAAGUGCAUAGAAGGAACGGCGCCGGGCUCAACGCCUGGAAAAGGAUAGUGCAAGCGCUAGGCCUCAUCGUAUCGCAAGAGAACAUCGACCUGAUUGUGCGCCGCUGGCGGAAUCUGCGCGACACAUUUGCCAAAAAGGUAAAAGAGUUGGCAAAGAAGAGCGGAGCUGGAUCGGGAGAACCUGCUUCGAAAUGGAAAUAUUUCGACCUUUUGCUGUUCUUGAGGGACAUUGUAGAACCACACCCAACGACAAGCAACCUGGAUGAUGGUCCAAAUUCACUUGACGAGGUCCUUAGGGACACUGAAGAUGACCCGUCAGGGCUAUUUGCUUCCAUGCUGCCCCACCAUGGUGCCAGCAGUGAGGAGACCACGGACAUUGAACUCCCACACGAAGACAUAACACAAACACGAUAA
Molecule: messenger RNA, 489 nt
Organism: Dermacentor andersoni
Lineage: Eukaryota; Metazoa; Arthropoda; Arachnida; Ixodida; Ixodidae
Source: RefSeq, a predicted model, not a curated record